This is a messenger RNA of Ogataea haglerorum, 900 nucleotides long. RefSeq lists its product as uncharacterized. Gene Ontology annotation, cellular component: clathrin coat of coated pit; clathrin coat of trans-Golgi network vesicle; plasma membrane. The record is from RefSeq and is a predicted model, not a curated record. The transcript is spliced from 2 exons. Gene Ontology annotation, molecular function: structural molecule activity; clathrin heavy chain binding. Lineage: Eukaryota; Fungi; Ascomycota; Pichiomycetes; Pichiales; Pichiaceae. Gene Ontology annotation, biological process: clathrin-dependent endocytosis; clathrin coat assembly; intracellular protein transport. The coding region runs from base 1 to 900 and encodes 299 amino acids.
AUGCUGGCUCCAACAUCAAGUGGCUUGAUGACAGUUCCCACUCGCCAACAAUUUUACAGCUCUCGAGAGGCACAUGGGUCCAGCAGCCCGGGAAUGCAUGACAUAGGCGGACUCGGCAGUGGUAUUGAGCUGCAGAAUCCCACCUCUGCUAUCUCCUAUCCCGCCUACGACUCAUCUGCAGCCCAUCUGUGUCUCCAACUGCUUUGCCAACCAUGCUACCAGAAGUUCAAAACAAGAGCUACAACCAUGGCUGACAAGUUCCCCGAAUUAGAAGGCGUUGACAGCACCGAUGUGGGCAACAGCGGAGACUUUUUGAAGCGCGAAAAGGAACUUCUUGGCAACGAAUUCGCAACGGAGCAGGACAAGAUCGCAGAGGAUGACGACGAUUUCGAAGAGUUCAAGAGCCAGUUCCCUGAGGUGUCAACAAAUGCCAAUGACGUUGCCCCUGUGGCAGAGAGUGAAGAAGAACCAAAAGAGGCCAUCUUUGAGGAGCCAGUGACCAACAAGUUUGCAAAUCUGAACUUGGAAGAGAGCAUCCACAUCCAAGAGUGGCGAAAGGCCAGAGAGCUGGAGAUCGCCAAGAGAGAUGAACUGGCCGCAAAGAAACUGGAGGAGAUCAAGAAGGAGGCCGAAAAGGCCAUUGACGAUUUCUACGAGAACUACAACAACAAAAAGGAGGAAGCCGUGGAGGCCACCCGCAGAGAGGAGGUCGAAUUUUUGGAGAAGAGGGACAGUUUUCUUGAGCGGGGAACGGUUUGGGACCGUGUGGUGGAGCUUCUGAGCCUGACCAAGAAUUCGAACGCCUCGGAUCUCGCGGGCUACAGAGACAAGUCCAAGUUCAGAGACUUACUCAUGUCGUUGAAAGGCAAGGAGGACGUUCCAGGGGCGGCCGGAUAUUAG